This is a messenger RNA of Mugil cephalus (flathead mullet), 2991 nucleotides long. It is a transcript of the gene cat, whose product is annotated as catalase. The record is from RefSeq and is a predicted model, not a curated record. The transcript has 13 exons. Gene Ontology annotation, cellular component: mitochondrion; peroxisome; cytoplasm. Gene Ontology annotation, biological process: hydrogen peroxide catabolic process; response to hydrogen peroxide. NCBI's taxonomy places the organism in Eukaryota, Metazoa, Chordata, Actinopteri, Mugiliformes, Mugilidae. Bases 112 to 1689 code for a protein of 525 amino acids. Gene Ontology annotation, molecular function: heme binding; catalase activity.
CAGGAAGAAUAUCUUGGCCUCAGGCCAUUGAUAUUGCAGAUAGCGUUUUCCUUUCGCUGCAGCUCCUGCACCGUGUGUUGUUUAAACGUCUGUAGGCGCUGACCUGUCGAGAUGGCUGACAACAGAGACAAAUGCACCGACCAAAUGAAGAUGUGGAAGGAAAACAGAGGCUCUCAGAGGCCAGAUGUCCUGACCACAGGUGCUGGUCAUCCGGUCGGAGACAAGCUGAACUCACAGACUGCCGGACCCAGAGGCCCUCUGCUGGUCCAAGAUGUGGUCUUCACAGAUGAGAUGGCCCACUUUGACCGUGAACGCAUCCCAGAGAGAGUGGUGCAUGCCAAGGGGGCAGGGGCGUUUGGCUACUUUGAGGUGACCCACGACAUCACUCGGUACUGCAAGGCCAAGGUGUUUGAGCAUGUCGGCAAGACCACGCCCAUUGCUGUCCGCUUCUCCACUGUGGCUGGGGAGUCUGGGUCAGCAGACACGGUGAGAGACCCUCGAGGCUUUGCGGUAAAGUUUUACACUGAAGAGGGCAACUGGGACCUGACAGGCAACAACACCCCCAUAUUCUUCAUCAAGGACGCUCUGCUGUUCCCGUCCUUCAUCCAUUCCCAGAAGCGUAAUCCCCAAACCCACAUGAAGGACCCUGACAUGGUGUGGGACUUCUGGAGUCUGAGGCCGGAGAGUCUGCACCAGGUGUCUUUCCUGUUCAGUGACAGAGGUCUGCCUGAUGGCCACCGUCACAUGAACGGCUACGGCUCUCACACCUUCAAACUGGUCAACGCUGACGGAGAGCGUGUCUACUGCAAGUUCCACUACAAGACCGAUCAAGGCAUAAAGAAUCUGUCAGUGGAGGAGGCUGACCGCCUGGCGGCAACUAACCCAGAUUAUGCAAUCGGAGACCUUUUCAAUGCAAUUGCCAAUGGCAACUACCCGUCCUGGACCUUUUACAUCCAGGUCAUGACCUUUGAACAGGCUGAGAAGUUCAAGUUCAACCCCUUUGAUCUCACAAAGGUGUGGUCACAUAAAGAAUACCCGUUGAUCCCCGUGGGCAAAUUGGUCCUCAACAGGAACCCAGUCAACUACUUCGCAGAGGUGGAGCAGCUGGCCUUCGACCCAAGCAACAUGCCACCAGGCAUCGAGCCCAGCCCUGACAAGAUGCUGCAGGGCCGACUCUUCUCCUACCCUGACACACAUCGACACAGGCUUGGAGCCAACUACCUGCAGAUCCCUGUCAACUGCCCCUUCAGAGCCCGUGUGGCCAACUACCAGCGUGACGGUCCAAUGUGCAUGUUUGACAACCAAGGUGGAGCUCCAAACUACUACCCGAACAGCUUCAGUGCCCCAGAGACUCAGCCACAUUUUGUGGAGUCCAAGUUCAAGGUGUCUCCUGAUGUGGCCCGUUACAACAGCGACGAUGAAGAUAAUGUCACACAGGUGCGUGCCUUCUACACUCAGGUUCUGAAUGAAGAUGAACGCCAGAGACUUUGCCAGAACAUGGCAGGAGCCCUAAAGGGAGCCCAGCUCUUCAUCCAGAAACGCGUGGUGGAGAACUUGAAGGCUGUCCAUCCAGACUAUGGAAACAGGGUUCAGAACCUUCUGAAUAAGUACAAUGCAGAAGCCAAGAAGAACACAACUCCUCAUGUUUACAGCCGUCCAGGAGCCGUCGCUGCUUCGUCCAAGAUGUGAUGCCUAAAUUUCCCCCGUGGGCAGCCCCCUCAAUUAUACCUGAGCAGAUGCACUUACAUGACUACCAACCGCUACUAACAGGAGCAAGAUUAGCCUUAAGCACUGACAACUAUCAGUGGAUAUACUAAAAAACAGAUAUUGGAGGGUUAAUGCUGUGGAUAGUUACGUUUAAUUCCAAGAAGUCAGAUUUCCUCAGAAAUUCUAGCAGUAAAUCUGUGAUAAUAGAGGCAAAAAAAAACAACCAACUGUUUUAUUUUUUUGUUUUUUGUUUUUUUAAGUACUAAGGACAUCAUUGUGUCUAAUUUGGUUAGUUACUGUUUGGUUGUGGCGCUUGGCUUUAAUAGUUGCUCUUUAAUUGAGUCUUUCCAUUUCAAUUAUUAAAGCUAGCAGUAUUCAUGGGGCUUUAGAUUAUUCAUUAGAAAUUUCUUUAACCUUACUUGGUUAGUCCCUCUUUGGUUUCACCACCUGACUUUAACAACGUAAAUGCCUUAAAAACUUGAUAGCAUUAAAAUUAUUUAACCACAAAGGUUAAUCAUUUCCAAAGAUUCCUCAGACUGUCUGUACCAUUACAAUUAAACACUAUUUCUUUCUCUAGUUUAAAGAUAAAAAAUAUAUAUAUCAAUAGCCAAAUAACAUUUAUGUAAGAAAACUAUGCCGUGCCUGCAUUGAAUGUACUGAAUGCACUGGUAUCAGGCUUUAAGCUGGUGAAACACCUGGAUUUGUUCUGCAGGAGUGACUCAAUGCUUUGCUAAUGGCAGAAUUUAUCAUUUCCGUGUUGGCUAGUUUUACUGAAACCACUGAAAAUCUCAGCAUUAAUUAUGGAAACAUUUCUGGGAAUGAGAAUCCCUUUCUCACACUGACUAAUAAUCAUUAUCAGCCAUUUCCCUGUUGGUGUCUGGAUGUCAUGUAGCGAGUCUCAAGAUGUGAGGUCAACUAACACAAUCUGUGGUGCCUUUAUUGUACAAAAACUACAAUUUAAUACGAAACUUCAACCUUUAUCUGAAAUAAUCAUGUAUCAUGUUUUAUUUUAGUCGAAAUGGCUGUAGUUUUCAUUGGUUGCCAUUAACAACCUAAUUGUUAAAGAUGAUCUACUGGGAUUGGGUUUUCCAGAUAUCCUGUUGUUAAUCUGUGAAGAGACUCAAAAAAAAUAAAUAAAUAACUGCUGAAAAUAUAAUGUAUUUUUGUUCAUUCUGAAUUGUCCAUUUAACCUGCCGAUGUGCGUUUGUUGAUCUGAAUGUAACUUGUGUUUCAGAUGAGUUCUGUGAUUAGUGCCUGCAUUAAUCAGUUUGUAAUCAAAGCUUA